AUGGUUAUCAUAAAGAACCACCAGAAGAGAACCAAAGGCCGCCAAAAGAUUGAGAUCAAACCCAUUGAAGGGAAGAGCAAUCUUCAAGUUACCUUCUCGAAACGCCGUGCCGGUCUAUUCAAGAAAGCAAGUGAACUGAGUCUCCUUUGUGGUGCACAAGUUGCUGUUCUUGCUUUCUCUCCAGGCAAAAAGGUGUUUGCAUUUGGCCAUCCUAACGUUGAAACUGUGCUCGAUCGCUAUCUAAAUGAAGGAAAUCCUGAUGCUAAAGAAGAUACGGCACAGACUGUAACUAGCGAUAGCCCACGAGUGCAACAAUGGAAUAAAGAGUAUGAGGAUGCAAUGAAGGAGCUUGAAGAAGAGAAGAAGUGUUUGGCAAUGGUUGAAGAGUGGAAAAAGGUCAGGGAAAGUAAUGUGAAUGGAGGGUUUUGGUGGGAUGAACCUGUUGAUGAUAUGGGUGUGGAAGAGCUGGAAGAGUAUGCGAAAGCUUUGAAGGAGUUGAAGAGAAACGUCGGGAUUAGGGCUAAUGAGCUGAUGAUGAUUGGUAAUAAUCAUCAUAUUGUUAAUAAUAAUCAAAAUAAUUUGGGUUACGGUGUUGGUACCAGUGAUUUAGGUUUUGGUUUUGGAGAUGGGCCUUUUCUGAAGUUUGAUGGGUUGAUGGAUCGCGCCUUCAUUGCUCUUGUUCUAAAGGUUAAUGCCUUCCCUCCAAGACUUUGUGGAGGCGACUGA
Messenger RNA from Ricinus communis (castor bean), 726 nucleotides. RefSeq names its product agamous-like MADS-box protein AGL62. Bases 1 to 726 code for a protein of 241 amino acids. NCBI's taxonomy places the organism in Eukaryota, Viridiplantae, Streptophyta, Magnoliopsida, Malpighiales, Euphorbiaceae. The transcript is spliced from 2 exons. Gene Ontology annotation, biological process: positive regulation of transcription by RNA polymerase II. Gene Ontology annotation, molecular function: DNA-binding transcription factor activity, RNA polymerase II-specific; protein dimerization activity; RNA polymerase II cis-regulatory region sequence-specific DNA binding. The record is from RefSeq and is a predicted model, not a curated record.